Racocetra persica is the source of this 1834-nucleotide messenger RNA. The record is from the annotation of a GenBank genome assembly. Lineage: Eukaryota; Fungi; Glomeromycota; Glomeromycetes; Diversisporales; Gigasporaceae.
AUGAGUUCUUCACCGAACACUCUUGUGAGAAAAAUAAGUCCAAAUGUUGUCCUUGAUCUCCAACCUGAUAGAAUUAGGUUACCUAUUCCUGGCGAGCGGAACGUAUUAGUCACUAGCGCGCUGCCCUAUGUUAAUAAUGUACCUCAUUUGGGAAAUGUUAUUGGAAGUGUCCUAAGUGCAGACGUGUUUGCAAGAUAUUCGCGUUCUCGUAACUAUAAUACGUUAUACAUUUGUGGUACUGACGAAUAUGGGACUGCCACAGAGACAAAAGCUCAAGAAGAAGGAAUCUCGUGUCAAGAACUUUGUGACAAAUACCAUUCCAUUCAUGCAAACGUUUACAAGUGGUUCGAUAUAAAAUUCGAUUAUUUUGGCCGGACUACAACUCAGCAGCAAACUGAUAUUUCACAAGACAUCUUUUUACAAUUGCACAAAAAUGGAUAUCUUAGUGAAGAUAUCGUGAUUCAAUUAUUCUGCGAAAAAUGUCAACGGUUUCUUGCGGAUCGUUUCGUAGAAGGAACCUGUCCUAAAUGUGGCUAUGAGGAUGCGCGAGGAGAUCAAUGUGAUCUUUGUGGUCAACUUCUUAACUCUGUAGAACUUAUAAACCCACGAUGUAAAACAGAUAGUAGUACACCUAUUACAAGAAAAUCGGAACACAUGUUUUUAGACUUGACAAAGUUACAACCAAAAGUUGAGAAUUGGAUAGAAAAGGCUAGUGUUGAGGGUAAAUGGUCAGCUAAUAGUAAAAAUAUUACACAAUCUUGGCUUAAAGAAGGGUUAAAACCUCGUUGCAUUACACGUGAUCUUAGCUGGGGCACUCCGGUGCCACUUGAAGGAAUGAAAGGAAAGGUGUUUUAUGUUUGGUUUGAUGCUCCUGUUGGUUAUCUAUCUAUAACGGCAAAUUACACGAAUGAAUGGGAAAAAUGGUGGAAGAAUCCGGAUCAGGUCAAACUAUAUCAAUUUAUGGGGAAAGACAAUGUUCCUUUCCAUACUGUUAUGUUUCCUUGUUCAUUAUUGGGUACGGACGAGGAAUGGACCCUACUGCAUCAUAUAAGCACGACUGAAUAUCUUAAUUAUGAAAAUACGAAGUUUUCCAAAUCUCGCAAUAUUGGAGUAUUUGGUGACGAUGCAAAGGAUACUGGAAUACCUGUUUCUGUCUGGAGAUAUUAUUUGAUUUCAAGUCGCCCAGAAACAAAUGAUUCUAUAUUCACUUGGAAAGAUUUUAUUGUCAGGAAUAAUAAUGAAUUGUUGGCCAAUCUUGGAAACUUUGUCAAUCGUGUAAUGAAAUUCGUCGCAGCAAAAUAUGAUAGCACUAUCCCAUCUUUCUCUUAUGAUUCCGAAUCCGAACAAACACUCGUAAAGAAUAUCAAUAAAUUGUUGACGAAUUAUAUUGAAGCGUUAGAAAAUAUAAAAUUACGCGCAGGUCUUGAAACAGCUAUGGAGAUUUCGCGAGAGGGCAAUGGUUAUCUGCAGGAAUCAAAACUUGACAACACUUUGUUUGCAAACAACCCUGAGAAAUGCGCUUCGGUCAUUGGUGUCUCUAUAAAUUUGAUUUAUCUCCUUUCCGCCUUAUUUAGUCCAUAUAUGCCGUCCACCACUGAGUCCAUUGUCCGUCAAUUAAAUGCACCAUUGAGGAAUAUUCCUGAUACGUUUACAAUGGAUAUUGAAGCUGGUCACCAAAUUGGCAAAGCUGAAUAUCUUUUCAAGAGGAUUGAUGAAAAAUUGGCUGAGGAAUAUAGUAAAAAAUUUGGUGGUGAAUCAAAGGACAACGACAAAAAAGCUGCUAAAAAAAACAAAAAAGCAUCUAAAACUGCUAAUAAUGUAAUAGCAACUGAAA